AUGAAUAUGUGGUCCAAUUAUAAACCAGAAUCUAUACCGCAAGAAAUUCAAAUGAAUGAUUAUGGUACAGCGAGGACGCUAAGAUCUGUACCGAGGGAUGCCGCUGGAGGAGAAGAAGAGGAGGAAAGUAUGACUGAUUUGGUGGAAAUUCCAGAAACGGACGCAUCAUUACUAUGGGUAUUGCUUUCCGCUCAUAUCACUGGUAUGCUACUGCAACGAAUGUCAGCUCGAUUAGGUGUCGUAAGUGGAAAGGACAUGGCUGAAGUAGCCCAUAUGUAUUAUCCUACCGUCCCACGUCUUGCUUUAUGGAUUAUGAUUGAAAUCGCGAUUAUAUGCAGUGACAUGCAAGAAGAAUGGAACCCGCUAUCGCUAUUUUUCUGGUCAGCAAAGGAAGGUCAGUUGGCAAUGUUUGUUCGGUAUAGGGUGCCAUUGUGGGCUGGUGUACUUGUGACUAUAGUCGAUACGUUCACGUUCCUGUUCAUUGACCGCUAUGGUGUGCGAAAAUUAGAAGUUGUUUUUGGACUACUUAUUUCCACCAUGGCUCUAUCGUUUGGCUACGAAUAUUUUGUGGUCGCGCCACCGGUGCUGUCCGUUCUACAAGGGACGUUCAUACCGUGGUGUACCGGAUGUGGCAGGGAGGAGCUUCUGCAGGGGAUCUCAAUUGUUGGAGCAGUCAUUAUGCCGCACAAUCUUUAUCUACACUCAGCUUUGGUUAAAUCACGACGGGUGGAUCGCGCCAAGAGAGAACGGGUAGCUGAAGCAAAUUUUUACUUCACGGUCGAAUCUGCUAUUGCUUUAACAUGCAGUUUCUUCAUAAACGUAUUUGUUGUGGCGGUAUUCGCCCACGGAUUCUAUCACAAAACAAACUACGACGUGCGUACCUCUUGUGAUGCUCAACAUGGAAUAUUCGACCCGUAUGCAUUCCCAUACAAUAACGAGACUGCAACUUCGGAUAUUUACAAGGCUGGAAUCUUCCUUGGAUGUGAGUUUGGUCUGGCAGCCCUCUAUGUUUGGGCAAUCGGAAUUUUUGCCGCCGGUCAGAGUUCAACGAUGACAGGAACAUAUGCUGGGCAAUUUGUCAUGGAGGGCUUCAUCCAAGUUUCCUGGCCAAAAUGGAAGAGGGUUUUGGUAACUCGAGCCAUUGCCAUCUUACCAACGCUAGCGGUGACGUUUGUCGCCAACGGAGUUCGUAGUUUAACCGGCAUGAAUGACUUUCUGAAUUGCAUUCAAAUGGUUCAGUUGCCGUUUGCUUUGAUUCCGAUCAUCACAUUCACAUCAAGUCGAAAAAUUAUGCACGACUUCAGGAGCUCGAAGUAUGCGACCUAUUGCUUGGUAUCCUGUGAGAUCAUUCCUGAAACAACGACGAUACGUGGAUUCGAUUUCGUGCGCAAUUAUGAGGCGGAUGCCCCGUGGUUGCGAUGCACUCCUCAUCAAAAUGAUGGGUUUGUACAGUAA
Messenger RNA from Ostertagia ostertagi, 1455 nucleotides. NCBI's taxonomy places the organism in Eukaryota, Metazoa, Nematoda, Chromadorea, Rhabditida, Trichostrongylidae. The record is from the annotation of a GenBank genome assembly.